This is a messenger RNA of Bradysia coprophila, 1556 nucleotides long. RefSeq names its product Meckel syndrome, type 1 (gene Mks1). Gene Ontology annotation, biological process: cilium assembly. NCBI's taxonomy places the organism in Eukaryota, Metazoa, Arthropoda, Insecta, Diptera, Sciaridae. Gene Ontology annotation, cellular component: MKS complex. The record is from RefSeq and is a predicted model, not a curated record.
AUGGAAUCAUAAACAAAAACAAAAUCUUAUUUUUGUUGUUUGUUUGGAUGUUGAAUUUUCCGGGAAAAUGUUUUUAAGGAAACAAUUCGAUAAGCGUACGGCUGUUUAUCGUUCAAGUGAUUCAAUUAAAAAUUUUAAGUUUCGAGUAAGCCUUCGCACGUUGAACACAUUGAUAUCCGUCCCCAAAUAUCAUCACACUACUAAAACCGAUCGAAAGACUCAACAGAAUGAAACCAGUGACGACGAGAUCGAGAGCCAUACCUUACGAUGGCAGGAAAAACGUCUCAGCCGCAAAGAGAUAUCGUUUUUUGCUAACAAAGAAAAUUGUCAAACGGAUGCACAGAAAGAACACCACCAGACGAUCAAAAGAUACGGUCUGGAUGAUGAUGAACGAUUGGUCGAUAAAAUUUUUACUUAUGUGAGUGAUGACCCUUUUAACGCUGGCAGUGUCAAUAAGAAAUUCAGUGAAUUCAUUCAACGAGUUGAUGAAUUGGAUGAAGAAAGCUUAAGCGGAGAUUUAGUAAUUGCUAGUGGCGGACGAGAGAGACUGUUCAACGGUCUAUUCGGUUUCGAAACAAUGUACAUAAUGGCCGAUUUAGCAUUGGAAACGGUUUUAUUCACCAUCAGCUGGAGGUCACGUGACGGCUUGCUGAUCGUUUAUCCGGACUUCAAUUCGAUGUCAGCGAAUCCUUACCUGCAAGAAAUCGACUCGGAUUCAAAACACAUGUUCCACUAUGCACUGGAAAACUUGUCCGAAGACUUUGACCGCGACGAGUCGCAAGGGAAAAAAGACAUCGAAGUGAUUUCGCAACUAAAAAAUCUAUCGAUUGCUGCACCAGCUGCAUUUCAUGUGCCACCGAAGCGACGUGCGAACAUUCUGCUUCAUUUGGAAAUUGAAUCGGCCGAACGUUUUGAAUACGACAACAUUCACAUCCGGUAUAAUAUUGCGCUUCCCAAUCGUUGCGAACUUUUGGACGGUUUAAUUGAAGGCAGUACGCAUUCAUGUCGUAAGAGGUCGGGUCAACAAAGGUUCAACGUUGGGUAUUGCCACGAGAUGAUGAUGCUAUGCAACAUCGAUUAUGAGUGGAGUGAUAGCGCUAAAAUCGCUUUGGACGUUAUAUCAACCGAUGGAUGGAACAGGGAAAGAAGUGAAGGAUAUGCAAUGCUAUCCAUCCCCCUUACACCAGGAAUAUUUCAACAUGAACUACCGUGCUAUAGAGAACUGACCGAUAAUACUGUGAUGGACAAACUGAAACGAUACUUCAUUGGUGGCCGUCGAAUCGUUGAUCAUAACACAUUCAGUGCCAUAUCAACUGCGGAGAAGGUAACCAAACUGAACCGUUACGGCAAUGAGACAAUAUCCAGUGGCAUUUUGUUUGUCAAGCAUCAAAUACUGCUGCAACGAAACGAUAGUCUGAUACAAGCGUUGUCGACGGGAAAAAGUCGCGCGAAACGCUCGUCUAAAAACAAUUUAACAAUUGAUGAUGUCGUGUCCGCCUAUCAUUUGGCUAAAGUCAGACUGGAAGCAGCUACUUCAAAUAAAUAACUGUUUUAAA